This is a messenger RNA of Anopheles funestus (African malaria mosquito), 2048 nucleotides long. RefSeq names its product protein prenyltransferase alpha subunit repeat-containing protein 1 (gene temp). Bases 230 to 1588 code for a protein of 452 amino acids. Gene Ontology annotation, biological process: protein prenylation. Gene Ontology annotation, cellular component: cytoplasm. The transcript is spliced from 3 exons. Lineage: Eukaryota; Metazoa; Arthropoda; Insecta; Diptera; Culicidae. The record is from RefSeq and is a predicted model, not a curated record. Gene Ontology annotation, molecular function: protein prenyltransferase activity.
GAUCUGUCAUUCUGCGAAGAGCGAGAUUGUUUUGCUAACCCCGAGAAUCAUCCGAACCGUAUAUAAAAGGCAACAAGAUGUUCAUUGAUGCUUGAUUUUCAUCUGAGGACGAUCUAUUCCCGUCGCAAAAACGCGGUGCAAACAGUUUCACGGUGCUCGUGCGUGAAUCCGCGAACAAUAGCGCGAGAAAAUCAGUGUUUUUUCCGACUUCACCCACCCGAUCGCCGAUAUGGGACAGGAUGAUGAGGAUACCGCCUUCAGCGAGAAGAUUAUCAACGAGAUCGAUGCCGUUUUCAUGCGCGAUCCGGAUUUAGUUGGAUUUGAAAUCAUACCGAUGCCACUGAAUCAAAACAAGUCCCCGGUAAUCCAUGUGGAGCAUAACCUCGGAUUGCAAUCGUGGUGCAUCGAGUGUGUGUACACCUAUGCGCAUCGUUUGAUUUUGCAAUACCGUAACGAGUGGCUGUCAUCGAAUGCACUUCCGGUUGGCUGCGGGUCAGUCGCUUGGAAUGUGUCGGACAAGGGCAAACUCAGUGGUGGAGGAGCAAGUGGUCUGGGGCCCGCUAAUAAUGCUAGUAAUGGUGCAAAUGUUCCGAUCAUUAAGUACCUAAAUUGUGCAAUACUGAUCAACCCGGAUGUGGCCACUUUUUGGAAUUUGCGACGGCAGCUGUUUGCAAAGAAUCGCUUGGACAUCGCAAAAGAAUUCCAUUUCUCAACCCUCGUUCUUAGCAAAAAACCCAAAUCGAAUGAAGCUUUCGCAUACAGACGAUGGUUGUACCUGUUUCAAAGUUCCGAUGCCAUCGAUUGGGCGUUCGAGAUAAGCUUGUGUGAAAAAUGUGCGGACAAGAGCAAUACCAACUAUCACGCCUGGUGCCACCGGCAGUGGGUGCUCAUGAAAGCGCCCAAUCUCCUCAAGUACGAGGUGUACAAGACGGAAAAGUUUAUUCGCAAACACAUCCACGACUACAGCUGCUACAACCAUCGGCAGUUUGUGCUGACGCAGAUGUUCGAAAUGUGCUACUACGAUGAGGAAGACGACGGUUCCGAAGACAUUGCGGAACAACCAACCGGGGACGGUUUACCGGCUGGACGUAGUCGCAAGUAUAAUGCUCUCUGCGCACUGAUCGAAACUCUCACCGGUGGCACGGCACCGUCACCCACCGACGAUAUCACGGUGAACAAUCUCCUUCGCUACCUGCUACCUGCCAUUACCAAAGAGCACGAACUGAAUCAGCUCCGUGUGCGAACCUUCCUGUACUGUUUGAAUCUGGCCGCACACGAUCUGCGUCUGUGCAGCGAGCUGAGCACCCUGUACAGUGUUUCCCAAGCGCUCGAAAACCAUCGUAAGUUUAUGGUUAAGUUUCUCAUCGACCGGCUACGGGUUGGGUCCGGCUGGCUUUUAAACACAUCGGCCGCCAUCUACGCCAACCCGGGCGGAUGCCAACAACCACUGUCGAAAGUAACGCGGCUCGAUGCAGAUGCGAGCGAGUUUCUGCAAGCGCUGAAAGCGAACGAACUCCGCCGAACACACGAUGAUCCCCGGCACGGCCAAUGGUGCAAAUUGUUUCUCGGUAUCACACCGGAGCAAUAAGCGGGUUUUCCGCUGCUGCUGUUGCUGGUGGGAACCGUGCAAGGAAAGCAAAUCGAAUUCGCUUCGUUCUUGUUCCUAGUCAGUGCUGCUUUUUUCCGCUAUCAUAAAACCGAGCCUGCUGAUACCCUCAUAUCCAUGCCGGUUCUUCGUUAUCCUUGCCCUCCUCAAUUGCAUAUGUAUGUAUGUGUGAUAACGAUGUUAAGUUUUCGAUGAGAGUUUAUGAGGAUUUGUUUUAAUUUCUACUGCAAAAGAAGACAACGUUCUUGUUAAAAUCCCUUUUGCCCAAUCAAAACUUUGAACUGUUGGACAGUUUUUUGCAGCGCGCUGAGUUGUCGUCGCUUCACCCUUCAUCCACGUUUAUCGACGCUGCUCAUACGCACAAGGCUCGAUUUCGUCAAACCGUAGUGAAUUUUACCACCUUAACAAUCAAUAAAUCAAAUGAUUUUUCAAGUAUAACAAA